Messenger RNA from Saccoglossus kowalevskii, 1135 nucleotides. RefSeq names its product mucin-21-like. Lineage: Eukaryota; Metazoa; Hemichordata; Enteropneusta; Harrimaniidae. The record is from RefSeq and is a predicted model, not a curated record.
UAAUGGUGUAAUCAACACUAGUAGUAAUGGAGUAAUCAGUACUGGUAGUAAUGGUGUAAUCAACACUAGUAUUAAUGGAGUAAUCAGUGCUAGUAGUAAUGGCGUAAUCAACACUAGUAGUAAUGGUGUAAUCAACACGAGUAAUAAUGGUGUAAUCAACACUAGUAGUUAUGGUGCAAUCAACACUAGUAGUAAUGGUGUAAUCAACACUAGUAGUAAUGGAGUAAUCAGUGCUAUUAGUAAUGGUGUAAUCAACACGAGUAAUAAUGGUGUAAUCAACACUAGUAGUUAUGGUGCAAUCAACACUAGUAGUAAUGGUGUAAGCAACACUAGUAGUAAUGGUGUAAUCAGUACUGGUAGUAAUGGUGUAAUCAACACUAGUAUUAAUGGAGUAAUCAGUGCUAGUAGUAAUGGCGUAAUCAACACUAGUAGUAAUGGUGUAAUCAACACGAGUAAUAAUGGUGUAAUCAACACUAGUAGUUAUGGUGCAAUCAACACUAUUAGUAAUGGUGUAAGCAACACUAGUAGUAAUGGUGUAAUCAACACUAGUAGUAAUGGUGUAAUGAACACUAGUACUAAUGGUGUAAUCAACACUAGUAGUAACGGAGUAAUCAACACUAGUAGUUAUGGUGCAAUCAACACUAGCAGUUAUGGUGCAAUCAACACUAGUAGUAAUGGUGUAAUCAACACUAGUAGUAAUGGUGUAAUCAACACUAGUAGUAAUGGAGUAAUCAGUGCUAUUAGUAAUGGUGUAAUCAACACGAGUAAUAAUGGUGUAAUCAACACUAGUAGUUAUGGUGCAAUCAACACUAGUAGUAAUGGUGUAAGCAACACUAGUAGUAAUGGUGUAAUCAACACUAGUAGUAAUGGUGUAAUCAACACUAGUACUAAUGGUGUAAUCAACACUAGUAGUAACGGAGUAAUCAACACUACUAGUUAUGGUGCAAUCAACACUAGCAGUUAUGGUGCAAUCAACACUAGUAGUAAUGGUGUAAUCAACACUAGUAGUAAUGGUGUAAUCAACACUAGUAGUAAUGGAGUAAUCAGUGCUGGUAGUAAUGGUGUAAUCAACACUAGUAGUAAUGGAGUAAUCAGUGCUGGUAGUAAUGGUGUAAUCAACACUAGUAGUAAUUGA